Mollisia scopiformis is the source of this 1608-nucleotide messenger RNA. Its product is annotated as putative invertase 4. Gene Ontology annotation, biological process: sucrose catabolic process. The record is from RefSeq and is a predicted model, not a curated record. The coding region runs from base 1 to 1608 and encodes 535 amino acids. Gene Ontology annotation, molecular function: sucrose alpha-glucosidase activity. Gene Ontology annotation, cellular component: fungal-type vacuole. The transcript has 2 exons. Lineage: Eukaryota; Fungi; Ascomycota; Leotiomycetes; Helotiales; Mollisiaceae.
AUGUUCGAUGCUGGAGUACCAACCAAUGCUCCUGUUCCUGGAGAUUACAACGGUGCUUGGCGGCCACAAGUCCACUUCUCUCCUCCCAAAGAUUUCAUGAACGAUCCAAAUGGAUGUCACAGAGAUGCUAAUGGAACUUGGCAUUUAUACUAUCAAUAUAAUCCCACUGCUACCGUGGCAGGAAACCAACAUUGGGGUCAUGCUACUUCUCAAGAUCUCUUUAAUUGGGAAAACCAGCAGAUUGCCAUCUACGCUACACCAGACUCUCAGAUCUUCAGCGGAAGUGCUGUCAUUGAUGUCAACAAUACUUCAGGAUUCUUCCCAAAUCAGACCAACGGCUUAGUAGCAAUCUAUACCCUCAAUACCGCCUAUGAACAGACUCAAGAGAUUGCUUAUUCCAUUGAUGGUGGUUAUACCUUCGAGCCAUAUUCCGGAAACCCCGUCCUCGUUUCCGAGUUCCAUUCCAACCAAUUCAGAGAUCCCAAAGUCAUCUGGUAUCAAGAUCACUGGGUUAUGGUUGUAUCAUACGCCCAAGAAUUCGUCAUUGGCAUUUUUACUUCUCCGGACCUGAAGACCUGGACUCAUGGCUCAAACUUCACACAUCACGGUCUCCUUGGUCUCCAAUACGAAUGUCCCAACCUGGUAGCCAUGCCAGUCGAAGGUUCUAGUGACAUAAUGUACGUCCUCGCCAUUUCCAUCAACCCUGGAGCACCACUUGGAGGAUCCAUUACGCAAUACUUCCCAGGAACUUUCAACGGCACCCAUUUCACACCCGUUGACGGUGCUGCUCGCAUCGCUGAUUUUGGCAAAGACAACUACGCUGGACAAUUCUUCUACGGGAUCCCCGACGACGAGGAGCAAGUAUUCAUAGCAUGGGCCAGCAACUGGGAAUAUUCUCAACAAGUCCCCACAGGAGACUCCGAAGGCUGGCGAAGCUCCAUGAGCGUCCCUCGUCGAACCCGACUUGCAAACGUGACGCGCACAGGAUGGGACCUCAUCAAUGCACCCUACGACAUCUCGCCAAUCUACGACUCAGUCCUAGCCAGCAAUUCCAGCCUCGGAAAUGGUACCGUUAUGGUCGAUUAUUCUUCCCUCCAAAGCAGAGCUAUAUAUUUCCAAUGCAACCUAACCAAUAUUCCCAACGACACUUACUCCAUGGGCACAAUCAAUUUCACCUUCUCGUCUUCGUAUACCCAGGAAUCCGUUUCCGGUGGCUUCUUUCUAGGGGGCGAUAAUCCGUUCUGGAUCUCCCGGCAAAAAGUCCUAGGAUUCGGGGAAACGAACCCAUUUUUCACCGAUAAGUUCAGUGUUGGAAAUCCCAUCAACGCAAACGGGACGUUCAUGCUAGAGGGAGUGAUGGAUCGGUCUAUCCUGGAAGUUUUCCUCGAUGGAGGGAGGAAUAGUGCGACGAUGACGUUCUUCCCUGAAGGAGAGCUGGAUACGAUGGUGGUUAGGACGGCGGGGUUGAAUGAGGGGGUCGAGGUUAGUGUGGAUGUUUGGGGGUUGAAGAGUACGUGGGCGGCACAGGAGAGUGAGGAUGGGAUUGUUUAUGGGAAUGUGACGAUGGGGAGUAAUUCUACGCAGGCGAUGAGGAGGAGGUUUUUGUGA